Entrophospora candida is the source of this 1038-nucleotide messenger RNA. The record is from the annotation of a GenBank genome assembly. NCBI's taxonomy places the organism in Eukaryota, Fungi, Glomeromycota, Glomeromycetes, Entrophosporales, Entrophosporaceae.
GAAAAUACACUUAAGGAACAUAGCAAUAUUGAUGAAGAUGCACCUGGUAAUAUUAUUAAAGUUGAAAAAGAAAAAGAAAAAAUUAGUAUUGAAAAAAAAAUAUUUCUCGAAUUAAGGAGUCGACACAUUUAUCCACUUUGUAAACCAUUCAAAAAACUUUCUGAGGAAGAUGCGGAGGAAUUAUUUUACGAGAUAGAUAGUAAUACAACUAUUGAAUUCGAUCUUCCUAAAGAUAUAAAGGAAUACCUCCAAGAUCUACUUAGUGGUAAUAUCGAAAAUGCAUUGUUCAAGAUAGAAAAACCACUCAGUGAUACAAGUCAAUUGUUAUCAUGGAUUAGAGAAGUUUGUAGACAUUUUCUUCUUUAUUACUAUCACAGUGGCUUACAAAUGAAUGGUAGUGAGAAAAACUGGUCAACUCAAACCAUUUAUCAUAUACUUGAUUUGUUUUCAGUUUUUUUUGGGAAAACAAUAUCUGGUAUUGCAUUUGGUGAGAUUAUGAAUGAAGCGCAUAAUGAUAGAGCGUAUAAUAUAAAUCAUACUCAAAAACCAUCAAAUUCUGGAUGUGCAAGUAAAAAUGACGCUGUCUUAUAUCAAGAUGAAAUUCCUGCCGUUUUGUAUGAACAAUCAUUUGGGCCCACAGAAUUCGUGCUAAAACACCAACUAGAGGAUUUUGCCAAGCUGGCGCACAAUGGAGUUGAUGACUUGAAUUUUCAUUUUCAACAAAAUGGCAAUUGUACAACUACUACAGCAAAAAAAUUUAAAUCUAUUGGGAUUCACGGUUAUAUAUCUGUAUACCUCACUGAUAUUAUUCGUAUUGGCACUUAUAGAAUUUAUGAAGUAUUCAGUUGUAAAAUUCCAAUAUCGUAUUCAGAACGAUGGCAACUAGUUAACAUUGCAAAGCUUGGUGCACUUCUAGAGGAAGAAAUGUCAAAAGAAAGUAUUCUAAAUGAUAGUAAUACUGAUUGUGUAUAUAAAUACCAAACAAUACUCCUAAAAGUAAAACAAUUAAUAAAUGAAAAUGGCAUUAUUAUUGUAUGA